CAGUGCAGGGGAGGAGGAGGGGGUCGUGGACUGUGUGCUUUCUGAAGGGCUAGUUUGUAGGAAAGGUGUGCUAAAGAUUGGUGGAGCCACACAUCAGUAUUGAUCCGGGCGGCUGGUCUGUGCAGCCCGCAGUGUUUUUGAUGACAUUCAUCAGCCUUUUUUAUUAGCUAAGUUAAUUAGCCGGCUACUCGGGAGCGAGCAGCAACAGAACGUAAGGGUUGGCGAGGGGCCGUAUUAUCUGUGGACACAAUGAAGAAGCUUGCUCUGCUGCUAAUUGUGCUGCUUGGCGUUGCACAUUUCGCGACUAUCAGCAGAUGUGAAGAGGAUGUUGCAGAAAGCAAAGAGGAGACUGAUGAAGAGGACAGUGACGAUGAAGAGGAUGAUGAAGACGACGAUACAGAGGUGAAAGAAGAGAACGGGGUGCUGGUGCUCACCGACAACAACUUCGACACCUUCAUAGAGGGCAAAGACACGGUCUUGGUGGAGUUUUACGCUCCAUGGUGUGGUCACUGCAAGCAGUUUGCCCCAGAAUAUGAAAAAAUUGCCCAGACGCUCAAAGAGAAUGACCCUCCUAUACCUGUGGCCAAAGUGGAUGCGACAGCGGCCAGUGGUCUGGGGAGCAGGUUCGAUGUGUCUGGGUAUCCCACCAUCAAGAUCCUUAAAAACGGGGAGCCUGUGGACUAUGACGGAGAGCGGACAGAGAAGGCCAUUGUGGAGCGUGUUAAAGAGGUGGCUCAACCGGAUUGGAAGCCCCCUCCUGAAGCCACACUGGUGCUGACCAAGGACAACUUUGAUAACACUGUAAAUAACGCAGACAUCAUCCUGGUGGAGUUCUACGCCCCAUGGUGUGGACACUGUAAGCGUCUGGCUCCAGAGUACGAGAAGGCGGCCAAGGAACUGAGCCAGCGCACGCCUCCCAUCCCUCUGGCCAAGGUGGACGCCACAGUGGAAAGCGAGCUCGCCUCACGCUUUGGGGUCACCGGCUAUCCCACUCUGAAGAUCUUCAGGAAGGGCAAGGUGUUUGACUACAAUGGACCCAGAGAAAAAUAUGGCAUUGUUGACUACAUGAGUGAGCAGGCUGGGCCUCCCUCCAAGCAGGUACAGGCAGCAAAACAGAUCCAGGAGCUCAUCAAAGAUGGUGAUGAUGCUGUCAUAGUUGGAGUGUUUUCCAGCGAGCAGGACACAGCCUAUGACAUCUACAUUGAGGCUUGUAACUCGCUAAGGGAGGACUUCACUUUCCGUCACUCCUUCAGUGCCGAAGUGGCCAAACUGCUCAAAGUUUCUCCCGGUCACGUUGUCAUUGUCCAGCCUGAAAAAUUCCGCUCCAAGCACGAGCCAUCGUCUCACACAUUCGCAGUCAAGGACUCGACGGCGGUGUCUGACGUGCAAGAGUUCUUCAAAAAACAUGUAAUUCCUCUUGUGGGACACAGAAAACCAAGCAACGAUGCUAAGCGCUACACAAAAAGACCCCUGGUGGUUGUGUAUUAUGGCGUCGACUUCAGCUUUGACUACAGAAAAGCUACACAGUUCUGGAGGGGCAAGGUGCUCGAUGUAGCCAAAGACUUCCCAGAGUAUACGUUUGCUAUCGCUGAUGAGGAGGAUUAUGCGGAAGAGCUGAAGGGCCUGGGCCUGAGUGAGAGCGGAGAGGAAGUGAAUGUGGGAAUUCUGGCAGAUGGAGGCAAAAAAUAUGCGAUGGAGCCCGAGGAGUUUGACUCGGAAGUGCUGAGAGAUUUUGUCGUGGCUUUUAAGAAAGGAAAGCUUAAACCCAUCAUCAAGUCCCAGCCAGUGCCAAAGAACAACAAAGGACCUGUUAAGGUGGUUGUAGGAAAGACUUUUGACGAUAUCGUCAUGGAUACCCAGAAGGACGUCCUGAUCGAGUUUUACGCCCCCUGGUGUGGCCACUGCAAGAAACUAGAGCCUGAUUAUUUGGCUCUGGGCAAAAAGUACAAGGGUGAGAAAAACCUGGUGAUUGCCAAGAUGGACACCACAGCCAACGACGUACCCAACGACAGCUACAAAGUGGAAGGCUUCCCCACGAUAUAUUUCUCCCCAAGCAACAAGAAGCAGAGCCCCAUCAAAUUCGAAGGUGGAGACAGAACAGUAGAAGGGCUCAGUAAGUUCUUGGAAGAGCACGCCACAAAGCUAUCACAGAAGAGAGACGAACUUUGAAACUUCCUUGGAGAAGUAGCAAAGAACUCUUACCGUGCUUGUGCAGAGUCUCAGAGGACGCUGAUAAAAACCUCUGGGAAGGUGAAGGGAAUGCAGUGGAUAAUUAAACAAAAAAAAAAAUGGUGUUACUGAAUUGCUGCGAUCGUUACGUCUCAAUCAUCCUUUUAGUUUCUGUUCAUUCCGAGAUUCAGGUUUCUUCUGUUUCUGAAAGCAUGUAAGCACUGUUCAAGAAUAAUCGUUUUUAAAUAAAACUGAAAAUGCUGGCACAUUUGCAGGCCAGUGCUGAGAA
This is a messenger RNA of Oreochromis niloticus (Nile tilapia), 2458 nucleotides long. RefSeq names its product protein disulfide isomerase family A, member 4 (gene pdia4). NCBI's taxonomy places the organism in Eukaryota, Metazoa, Chordata, Actinopteri, Cichliformes, Cichlidae. The coding region runs from base 250 to 2169 and encodes 639 amino acids. The record is from RefSeq and is a predicted model, not a curated record. Gene Ontology annotation, cellular component: endoplasmic reticulum lumen; cell surface; endoplasmic reticulum. The transcript has 10 exons. Gene Ontology annotation, molecular function: protein disulfide isomerase activity. Gene Ontology annotation, biological process: response to endoplasmic reticulum stress; protein folding.